Messenger RNA from Saprolegnia diclina VS20, 1416 nucleotides. RefSeq lists its product as hypothetical. Gene Ontology annotation, cellular component: membrane. The record is from RefSeq and is a predicted model, not a curated record. Gene Ontology annotation, biological process: zinc ion transmembrane transport. Gene Ontology annotation, molecular function: zinc ion transmembrane transporter activity. Lineage: Eukaryota; Oomycota; Saprolegniomycetes; Saprolegniales; Saprolegniaceae. The transcript has a single exon. Bases 90 to 1028 code for a protein of 312 amino acids.
GUCUUGCCUGCGCUUGGAUCCUGGCGGCCUGUUGAUCAUUCUUCAAACCUCUCGCUUCAACACCCAUCUUCAGAAGCAAAAGCGCAACUAUGCCAGAGGUGACAACAGGAGUCGGUAUUGCCUUUGCCCUCACGUGGGCCGCGGCGUUCGCCACCUGCAUCGGCGGUCUCGUCAUCUUUAGCGCGUCCAUGGUCAAGAUGGCCAACGCCAAGAACCUCUCGAUCGCGCUCGCGCUUGCCGGUGGCGUCAUGGUCUUCAUCUCGCUCGUCGAGAUCUUCAACGAGUCGGUCGAGCAGUUCAAGGCUGGCAACGCCGACGAGGCUGGCGAGUGCGACUCGACGUGCGAAGGCAACGCGUGGGUCUUUACCAACAUUUGCUUUGCCGUUGGCGCCGGCAUCAUCUACCUCCUCGAUGCGCUCGUGCACCGUCUCUCGCCCGAUCUCAAGGACGAGAUCGACGUUGCGGAUCUCUCGCGCCUCGAGCAAAUCGUCGACGGCCACAUGCCUCUUGUGACGCCCCGCAACGAAGCGGACUUUGAUUUACUCGCCAACAAGGACAAGGCGGCCAUGAACCGCACUGGUGUCCUCACGGCCAUUGCGCUUGCGAUACACAACCUUCCGGAAGGUGUCGCCACGUACACGGCGGCGGUCCACGACCUCAAGGUCGGCGCCACGCUUGCCAUUGGUAUCGCGCUGCACAACAUUCCGGAAGGCAUUGCUGUCGCGACGCCCGUCUACUUUGCCACCGGCAGCCGCUGGAAGGCGUUCUUGUGGGCCUGCGGCUCGUCACUCGCGGAGCCUCUCGGUGCCAUCCUCGCCUUUUUCAUCCUCGGUGACGGCCUCAACCCAACCGUGGAAGGCGUCAUGUUUGGUAUCGUCACGGGCAUGAUGGUGACGCUCUCAAUCAAGGAGCUUAUCCCGUCGGCCGUCAAGUUUUGCCCGGAUGGCCACGCGGUCUCGAUCGCGAUCCUCGGCGGCAUGGGCAUCAUGUCGUUGAGUCUCAUCCUCUUUGCGUACGUCGGCGUCUAAGCAUACGCACAUCUAAUGCGAUGUCCGCUUUUGUUCUCACAAUAUUCUUUUUCCUUUUGCCAGCAGCAGCCAGGAUUUUCCAGUAUAGAUCGGGUUCCUCUUCACCGUGUUGACACUGACGCGGGCGCAUAGGCGAGAUCACCGCCGUGACGAAACCCGUAAGCGGCAGGAUCUCUUCUAACCGACUAGGCGAGCCGCAGAUGACAAGUCGUGGUCGCGGCUGAUCCACGUUCGACAGAGAAAGUUCUCGUUGACAUCAAGCGCACGGUGUCGACGCGACCGCAAUCCCAUUUCGUGUCCGUGCUCCCUGCUGACUACCUACUGCACCGCAUUUGCUACAAAGUUGACCUUCAGUCCUAAGAAUAAUGAAUGGACAUGCUCACGCGCA